Messenger RNA from Sphenostylis stenocarpa, 3009 nucleotides. NCBI's taxonomy places the organism in Eukaryota, Viridiplantae, Streptophyta, Magnoliopsida, Fabales, Fabaceae. The record is from the annotation of a GenBank genome assembly.
AUGGAGACGGAGGAGGAGCUCGUCCCCGAUCCCAAACCGGAGGUCCAGUCCUUGCCGCUGCAGAACGGGGACUCCGACGAGCGCUGCGCCAAGAAGCCCAAGGUGGACGCCGACGCCGAAUUGAAGAGAGUGGCGGAGAUUGUCCUCGUUCUCUCCACCAUGGCCACGGUGCGUGCGGGGAGGAAGCCCUCUGACGCUGAGGUCGAGCUCAUGAGAGAGGCGCGCUCCAAGCUCGCCAGCCUCUGCCAGGGUUUGGCUCCCAAGGAUAUCGUAGCCAGGGAAGCAAUUGGCACCGUCAUCGAGGAUCUUGGAUUGCACUCCAAGCUUAAGGACCAGAGGCUAGGGUUUCGAACUCCCAAGAUGUCCAUUGCCGAGAGGUAUUCCCAUGCUAAGUGGAAGAUGGAGGAAGCAAAGAAGUUUUCUGCACCUUCUACACCUCCCACAGCGCAUACAUCUCAGCCCUUGCAAGCAAAUGUUGGUGGACCUGUUGACAAUCGUGUGCCAUCACAUGUUCGAAUUUUUCCUUCUGAUAAAUCAAGCCAGCCAACAAUCCCUUCUAUGGGUACCGUAGUGUCUAUUCCUCCCCAUGUCUCUGCUGGAUCUUCUGCAGUAUUGCAAUACCAAUCAACAGGAAAUGAAGUAAGACCACCAGUGGUUCCUGGUGCGGUGCCUAGUGGACACUUGGGGAGAAAUUCAUCUUCCAUAGUAUUGCCUAAAGUUGAACAUCCACAGUUCAAAGUUGAUGGAGUAUCAAAUGGGUCUUAUAUGCUACAAGUCCAAGCAAACUCAUCAGUGAACCAACCUCUGGUGAAUGCUCCAACAUGGUCUAUACAGACCCAAGCUGCUUCAUUAGCAAGAACUGCUUCAGAAAACAAGUUGCCUGUCAAGGUUGAAGCAACAUCUGACGUAACUGUAUCAAGGGCAGGGCCUCAAAUGACAACAGACCAGAGCUUUAGACCAUUUAUCACUCAAACGGCUCCUGUAAAUUUGCCUAGUGUGGUCCAGCCAUUGCAGACCACAAACAUUGUUCAGCCUCCUCUUAUUCCUAGUCACACUGAUAUUGCAAAGGUUGUUCAGAAAGUGUUACAACCAAAGCAUCCCAGCCAUCCCACUUGGAUUCCUCCAUCAAGGGAUUAUAUGAAUAAGGCUUUGACAUGUCAGAUGUGUGAGCUCAGUGUUCAUGAGGUUGAUACUGUACUUCUCUGUGAUGCUUGUGAAAAGGGAUUUCACUUGAAGUGCCUGCAGCCCUCAGUUUUGAGAGGAAUUCAUAACAGAGUUGAUUGGCACUGUAUGAGGUGCUUGAGUUUAAGUGGUGGAAAGCCUUUGCCUCCAAAAUAUGGUCGUGUCAUGAGAUCCUCAAACACACCGCCAAAAUUGCCUUCUAAUACUGGUGGUAUUCAACCAUAUUCUGAGAAGAAAGCAGAGAACAUAGAACCAAAUGUCCUGCAGACAGUAACGACGAAUGGGAGCACUGUUCCAACUGUUGCCAGCCGCAAUCACAAUGUUGAACUGCAGUGUGACUCAAAGGUCCCUGAUACCAAAGGUAUUCAAGGGAUUGGCAUUUCCUCCAGCAUUGAAGCUAUUGAUAAAAAGCCUGAUCCAAACAAUUUUACAAAAUCUCCUAGUGCAGCUUCUAGUCCUUCCACUGGGUUGCUAGGUGAAUGCUCUGCUCAACAAAUAAAUUCUAAGGUUUUGAUCAGUAAAGAGAAUUCAGAAUGUGAGUCUCUUCCUCAAUUAUCUGAGCUGGCCAAAUGUGAAAGUUUGCAUUCAUCUCAAGAUUUUCAAGUUGAACAGACAAUGUUAAAAGACAAUGCUGAAGUAUCAUCAGAUAAACACAUUGAUGGUAAUAUUAUGAAUAAUAAUCAGAAGGAAUCUCUUGGAGGAGAAAAUUUAAGUUACGAUAUCAAGCGUGAUGACCAAGAUUCUGCACUUGCAAACUUUGUGGGAAUUGCUGGAACUAAUACUGAAGGUAGACAGCACCCUGCAUUAUCUUCAGAUAGUUCACAUGCUGUAGAAUGGAUUGGUGAUAUAGUACAACUUGUAGAUGAGAAAAAGUUUUAUCAAUCUUGCUAUGUUGAUGGAGUAAUGUAUAGGCUGCAGGGUCAUGCACUUUUCCCCACCAGCUAUGGCAAACUAACCCCUGCUAAACUCCAGUCUAUGUGGGAAGAUUGCCAAACUGGGUUAAAGUGGGUUAAGGUGACAAAGUGCUACUUUCCUGAUGAUUUGCCAGGGAAUAUUGGUCAUCCAUGUAUAUCUGAAGUCAAUGAGGUUUAUGAAUCUAAUAGUGAUAGAACUGAAAUGGCUAGCUCUAUUCGAGGCCCAUGUGAAGUCCUCCCAUCUGAUAAAUUUAAACAAGAAAAUGACAGACGAUGUCAGUUAGGAAUUGUGGAAAGUUCUAGAAUACAGCCCAUUUUCCUUUGCAGGAAGUCUAAAACUGCCGCAAAAUGUGAGAAGAGAGAUGGGCAGCCUGGAUGUCUCUGGUGGGCCAGAUAUGGGAUGUCUUUUGAAAAACCUGCUGAAAGGGGGGGGGGGGGUGAUAGGACCUCAAAAAUGGCACCCUAUGGUGUGCCUGGAGCAGCCUGCUCUGUAAGAAGAGGUAGUGUCUUCUCUGGUGGGGGGGAGAUUUGCAACAAUCGCACAAUUGUGCCACUAUACCGGCUAUUUAGAGACACCGGAUGUGACUUUGGUGCCCAGUGGCUCUCUGUGCUGCCAUUGCACACUAGUAAUUACCUUGGUGGUUUUAUGACGAAUUCAAAAAGUUAUUUCAACCUGGAUGUUAGGGAAGAAAAGCAUCCCAAAGAAACAAAGUGGCAUGAACAUUUUGAGUUGGAGCUUAGGGACAAGAGUGAGAUGCAGAAGGAGCUGAAAAAGGAGGAGGGGGCCAUUAGAGGAAAGUCAGAUGAGAAAGAUUCCAAGUUUUUGGAUUCAGAGGGCGGUAGGUCUCAUAGUGCCUUAGAAAUUCUGAUAUAUAUUGAUGCCUUUUUCACCACCUUUUGGGGCGUGUUGUGA